AACGGGUGAUUGUGAUCGCGUCACGUUUCUCAAGAGAUCCACACCCAUGUUUCACGGAGCAUAAGAGGAAAUCCGCAUUUCGGCGAAAAGCGAGCGAAAGGUAGACCAUGCUGAAAUGAUGUAAUUUUCUCCUUAACGGCUGAUAAUUGUCCAGUUCAAGAGUGGCCUGGUAGCAUCGUUAUCAUAAUGAAUCGAGAAAACGAGGAACAGCGACCGGUACCUCAGACGUUAUGCGGCGCGCUGCAAAAGGAACCGAAUUGCAAAUGCCUGGUGCUGACAGUCCUUAUAUACGGCUGCCUUGCGGCAGUAACAUGGUGCAGAUGUGCCAACGUUACCAAGAUUAUGGUCAACUACACCAAAUUCCCCAUUAGAAGUACGAGACACGUAUCAUCGCCCUGUGAUGACGGCUAUAUAUAUAUUCCGGUAGCAUUUAUGGGGAUGCUGUAUCUGGUUUAUCUGGUGGAGUGCUAUCACUCGCCAAUCAGGAUCGAUUUAUUACACGCGGAGAGCCAGGACAGCGUGUUGUCCAAAUUGGCACAGCUAAAGAUGGCACAGCCGCGAAUAUGGUGGAAGGCAGUUUCCUAUCACUACGUACGCAGGAAGCGACAAAUCACGCGUUAUAGGAAUGGAGAUAAUUAUACUACCACACAGGUCUAUUAUGAAAGGGUGAACACACACUCGGCUACCACUCACUACUAUUACGACUAUUGCGGGGUGAAAGACAUCAGUAAAGAAUUGAUACUCGAGGCCAAGAUACCAAUUACGAAGAUCACACUUACCAAGGGUUUUGCAUUUUCGAACAUAAGGUCCGCUACGGAAUUUGAGGAGGCACGAUCACGAUUUUUCGCCGAACAAGAACUUAGUGACGAUUAUAUGGAGAUGAGAGAAGGUCUUGAUCUCGGGUACAAUGUUAACACGAUGCUGGUUGCUGUUCUCGGUAAUCCAUGGUUUACAAAUCACUAUAUUUAUUGGAGUCUGAGCGCUCUGUUGCUUAGCUGGCCGUUACGAGUAAUCAUCGAAUACAAAACACAAUACGUCGAUUACCAGGUUACCAAACUGUUUGGUGUAAAUUAUGAUACACCGACCUCUGGCGAACCCAUUCAUGCAUCCAUAAGCCAGCUAAGCCAGCCGGGUUCGUAUAUGCUUGCACCCAGUUACAGCGAGGCGUUAUUGAUGGAACCAGCAACACCUCGCAAUGAACCCGAACAAAGACGAGAAAAUUGGGAAAGCCGAGAAGAGAUGAAUGUUGCAACUGACAUAGUACCCAGCUACUCUGAGGCACUUCUUUACGAACGUGCCGAACAGUACGAUGAUCAAAAUGCAGUCAUGAAUAAUGCCCCUGCUACAUGCACGAGUAACACGACGACGUGCAAGAUGGAUGAUCCGAUGCGAAUACUUCCGCUGAUGCCAUGCGAAUGCCAUUGUCCUUGUCCGUGUCAUGGGAAUGCGAACGAAUAUGAGAUGAGGAUGGACGAGCGCAGCUACGGACUCGAGAUCGCGACCAGCAGAGAGCACUUACCAACGAGUACCGAGAUUGGCGAUACUUUCGAAAAUGAACUAGCGACGCUGCGGACGACGGCCGACGGUCGAUUGCAUCCCCCUGCAAACCCAGUAGCUUCUAUGGAUAAUCUUCAAAUCGAAGCAUCUCCGAGCAGAUGCAGCAGUUGCGGCAGAAUUUCCACCAGCACGCAAACAAUCAAUGCUGACACUCUUCCUCGCAUUGUCUCUAGGAAAAAGUCUAAUGAAAGCUCUCAGACUACAUCAGCAGAUUUCAUUUCCAACAUGACAUCCGAAAAAGAGUGUCGAACUAUACUCCGCGACAUCUCUGAACCUAACUUGAGAUUGCGAUCGGAACUGAAUACAUUCCCGAAGGAAAAUGUCAGGAGCCUAAAGAACAUACUGGAAAAUGAAGAAGAUCUAUCAGGAGCUAGCAAAACUGGCCUUGUCAAUGUAGAGAUGAGUUUUCGGCAUGAAAGGCAAUAUCCUGAACGUCAGAGGAGAUUUCCAGUUUCGCCCUCUCUGACUCAUCACCGUUCUCUCUCCCUCGACGAGACAACUGUUUCCCCGAAAAAUAUGGGCACUAUUCCAAAAACCGAGCCGCGUAGCAGGAUUAUGGUAAAUCCUAUAUUAAAUGAAGCUUGCUGGAAAUUACCCAACUCGAAGACGUACUAUUGCUUAAAGUCGAUUUUGAAGCAAAACAGGCGCAGAUAUACACUAGUGACCGCGGAUGAAUUCCAAAAUCUCACUGAACAGGAUCUUGGAUAUCUCAACAGUUCCGGCAGAGGUCAGAAAAGUAAUAAUGAUGUUCAAAUUAAUAAAUUAACCGAUUCACGCUCGAGAGAAAAAUUAAAUCUCAGAAGGAGAAUGCCAUCCUUCGAGGAAUUUAGGUCGGAAAGGGACAAAAUGUAUAACAAUGAUCAAAAACGGGAAAGCACUAGAACGCUCAUUUUUGCCAGUCCGAUACAAGAAGUCUUCCCUGGCGAUCCUUUCGGCGGCAAAGAUAUAGUACCAGUAAGAAAUUUGAGGGAAUGUAGCGCCAGAGAAGAUGAUCCCGCCAACGAUUCGGCAAUGCUUACUCGCCCUCUGUCAAGUCGAUCUCCAGCUGUUCGAGAUGCAAGAUGCCUUCCGACCGAUUAUCCAACUAGGAAUCCAUUGCGGCCCGAAAGUAUCACGUAUCCAUUACCACAUGUAAUGCAUUCUUCGUGGAAUAACUGGCAUGAAAGAAAACUCCAGUAUCUUUUACACAAUAGAUAUCCACUCGAAGCAAUGGGCACUUCCACUAGAGCAGAAGAGACGUCGCGAGGGUAUCGAAACGACGUUUCAUUUCGUUCUUAUAACGGGUUGCACUCUGAACGAACGAAUAGAUGGUCGACAAGCUCGAAUGAAUAUGAUGAUAGAUCUCGCGAAGGUCAUUCAAAGUACUUAUCCAACAGAAGACGCCAGGUAGCUGGUUUAACCAGAUCACUCACUGAGAGGCGGCCGAAAGUCGCUCGUCUCAAUAGGAACUUUCGAAGAAGCUUCACAGGUAGAAUGGAAGAUUAUAGAAUGGAGAACGCCAAACGAACAAAUUUUAGCAUCGAAACAUCACUGUAACAAGCACAUUGAAUCUCAGGGUGCCAAUUACAUUGGUCUCGGUUAUAUGUGACCGAAGUUAAUUCCUCUGCUGUAGAAUAUAUUUCACUAAAUUAUCAAGGAGAAAGC
Messenger RNA from Acromyrmex echinatior (Panamanian leafcutter ant), 3201 nucleotides. RefSeq lists its product as uncharacterized. NCBI's taxonomy places the organism in Eukaryota, Metazoa, Arthropoda, Insecta, Hymenoptera, Formicidae. The record is from RefSeq and is a predicted model, not a curated record.